Lolium rigidum is the source of this 465-nucleotide messenger RNA. RefSeq lists its product as uncharacterized. The record is from RefSeq and is a predicted model, not a curated record. Lineage: Eukaryota; Viridiplantae; Streptophyta; Magnoliopsida; Poales; Poaceae. Bases 23 to 373 code for a protein of 116 amino acids. The transcript has 3 exons.
AUUUCUCUUACCCUUCUCGCUCAUGCUCGCCGCCGCGCGCUCCAUGGCCUCCGACUCCGACUCCGACUCCAACUCCAACAACACCGACGCCGAGCAGCAUACCAAAGAGCCUGCUGUGAGACUGAGAGGCCCUCGUCAGAUUCUUCGACAGAUGCUCAAGGAUGCUGCUGUGGUUGGGGUCCUUCUUACGCUCCCGUUCGUGCUGCUCAUAGUUGCUGGUGUUCUGGUGAAGGGUAUCUCGCCUGCGAAAGAAUCUGAGAGGGAGAGGGUUGGUUCUAUAUUGAUGGAUGUGGGGAUAGUGGGCACCAGCGCAUUGCAGUGUUUCAUCGUCUUGCCCAUCGCAAUACUGAGGACGUGGAGGAUGAUAUAUUGAGGUGACGCUAGCUAGCUACUGUGUUGUUGAGGUUCUGUAAUGCACGAUGAUUUUGGAAAGAUUCUAGUGAAGUUUACCGAGUAACAAGACCC